This is a messenger RNA of Mobula hypostoma (lesser devil ray), 1877 nucleotides long. It is a transcript of the gene naxe, whose product is annotated as NAD(P)HX epimerase. Gene Ontology annotation, cellular component: mitochondrion. The transcript has 7 exons. Bases 105 to 977 code for a protein of 290 amino acids. Gene Ontology annotation, molecular function: NAD(P)HX epimerase activity. The record is from RefSeq and is a predicted model, not a curated record. Lineage: Eukaryota; Metazoa; Chordata; Chondrichthyes; Myliobatiformes; Myliobatidae.
UUCUUCGAGCGACUGCCUUGUGAUUGGUGCAGGGGCGACACGGGGGGCGGUUCUGCUCGGUGGCGAGGAGCGGCCGAGGCCAGCUGUCCCGUGGUGGCUCCUGAAUGUUUGGGCUCAGGACCCUCCUAAGCCUUGGCGUGUUCGUCUCGACGCGGCUGGCUGCCCGUGGCUUGAGGCAGGGACUCUCUCGGGGACCGGGCUUCCUCUGCCCUAGAACCCAGUGGCCAGAGAUGUCCGGCCAGGGGAACCUCAGCUGCCCUGCCCCUAGCGGGAAAGCCCUGAAGUACCUGGGACAGGAGGAGGCUCAGAAUAUUGACCAGGAGCUAUUCACCGAGUACCGGUUCAGCGUGGACCAGUUGAUGGAGCUGGCGGGUCUUAGCUGUGCCACUGCCAUUGCCAAGGCAUACCCACUGUCAUCGCUACGGAAAGAAAACCCCACUGUGUUGAUCGUGUGUGGACCGGGCAACAAUGGCGGAGAUGGACUUGUGUGCGCGAGGCAUCUCAAGCUCUUUGGCUACAAACCAGCCAUCUUCUACCCAAAACAGUCCAGUAAGCCUCUGUUCCAGUCACUCACCACACAAUGCCAGAAAAUGGACAUCCCCUUCCUGGCAGAAUUCCCAUCUGAGCCUGCCCUUAUUGACGAGGUCUACAACCUAGUGGUGGACGCCAUCUUCGGGUUCAGCUUCAAGGGAGAAGCCCGUGAGCCCUUUGCCUCCAUCCUGACUAUACUGGAGACAGUGACCAUCCCCAUCGCCAGUGUGGACAUCCCAUCCGGUUGGGACGUGGAGAAGGGCAACCCGAAGGGGAUCCAGCCCGACAUGCUCAUCUCGCUCACUGCCCCCAAGAAGGCAGCCAGCCACUUCACCGGACGCUACCACUUCCUGGGGGGCCGCUUCGUGCCCGCGGCCCUGGAGAAGAAGUACAGUCUCAACCUCCCAGAGUACCCUGGCACCGAGUGCGCCCGCCAGCUGCUGUGACACCCCUGCAUGAGGGUGCCGUGUUCCUGUGGGCAGUCAGGACGGGUGGUCUCGCACUCGCUCCAUUGCUGUGCUGCUACUAGCAAUCUGAGCAGGUGGAGGUGGCUGGGUUUUUUAAUAGGGAGCCUCAGAGUACACCAUGAAUCACAGCACAGGAGACCUUUCAGCCUGCUGGACCCCUGCCAGCUCUCUGAAAGGGUUCUUCCGAAUGCUUCCCUCUCUCCAGUGUGGUCGGACUCCUCGCUGAAUGUGGUCCCACCAUCUCCUUGGGCAGAAAAUGACUGCAUGGAAAUGCUCCCCCAUCCUCCCCUUCUGUCUCUGCUACCCCAUCCGUGAUGAAUGAGGUCCCAGCGUCUCCCAGCACAGCAACUGGCUGUGUGGAAAUGCUCCCCCCACCCCCCCACACCUUUCCUCUGCUAACCAGUCCGUGAUGAAUGUAGUCCCAGCAUCUCCCAGCACAGCAACUGGCUGUGUGGAAACCCUCACCCCGUCUUCCCUCUGCUACCCAGUCCCUGCUGCCAAAUCACUGUUUUAAAUUUUGUUUUUGUCUCGUGGGAGUUUGAGACUUUCACCUCAUUGUGGAAGUUUCCAAGUGUAUCUCCAGGCUUGCUCAGAUCCUGCCGGGAGCCCAACACCCAGAAACACCAGCUAAGAUUGUGUCCAAUUGGAAUGGUGUGACAAUCCUACUGGGGAACUGAUCAGAGUUCUUCUCGCUGUCAGUACUGUGCAGUUUGUUAACGUGGGCUGGGGUUAACACCUCUCUGAAGAACAGUGCUCAGUACAUAAUGUCCCUUUUUCACAGGAGCACAGUUACGGUGCCAGGGGUUAAUCAGGAAUGUUUCUCUAGCACAAACAGGGGUCAGACUUUCAGCUACACAAUAAAAGGAAUGAAUAAAGUUG